AUGCACCUGGGAGUAAGCGCAGCCUUUCAGUUCGUCAGGAAGAUGGCAACCUCGAGCGCAGAGCCGCAAUUCCUAGUACAGUACUUGGUGCUACGAAAGGAUCUAUCGCAGGCUCCAUUCUCCUGGCCAGUAGGCGCCUUAGUAGCGCAGGCUUGUCACGCAGCCACUGCGGCCUUGCACGUUCACCGCGACCACCCGCACACGGCUGCUUACCUUCGGGAGUUGGGGCGCAUGCGAAAGGUGGUACUCGAGGCCCCAAAUGAGAGCACCUUAAAGGAGCUGGCUGAGACCCUGCAACAGAAGAACAUUGACCACAUGCUGUGGCUGGAGCAGCCAGAGAAUAUCGCCACUUGCAUUGCACUCCGGCCCUACCCCAAAGAAGAAGUGAACCAGUAUCUGAAGAAGUUCCGAUUAUUCAAAUGA
This is a messenger RNA of Chrysochloris asiatica (Cape golden mole), 423 nucleotides long. It is a transcript of the gene PTRHD1, whose product is annotated as peptidyl-tRNA hydrolase domain containing 1. The record is from RefSeq and is a predicted model, not a curated record. The transcript is spliced from 2 exons. The coding region runs from base 1 to 423 and encodes 140 amino acids. NCBI's taxonomy places the organism in Eukaryota, Metazoa, Chordata, Mammalia, Afrosoricida, Chrysochloridae. Gene Ontology annotation, molecular function: peptidyl-tRNA hydrolase activity.